This is a messenger RNA of Boleophthalmus pectinirostris (great blue-spotted mudskipper), 3603 nucleotides long. RefSeq names its product vitamin K epoxide reductase complex, subunit 1-like 1 (gene vkorc1l1). The coding region runs from base 50 to 577 and encodes 175 amino acids. The transcript has 3 exons. The record is from RefSeq and is a predicted model, not a curated record. NCBI's taxonomy places the organism in Eukaryota, Metazoa, Chordata, Actinopteri, Gobiiformes, Gobiidae. Gene Ontology annotation, molecular function: vitamin-K-epoxide reductase (warfarin-sensitive) activity. Gene Ontology annotation, biological process: vitamin K metabolic process; peptidyl-glutamic acid carboxylation.
AGAGACAGCUCUGCGUCUGUGUGCGUGUCUCCACAGCUAGGCCAGAGAGAUGGCGGCGCCCGUCCUGAGAGUGUCCACCCCUCGGUGGGAAAGAAUAGCCAGGCUUCUCGUCUGCUUAAUAGGGAUCCUGCUGUCUCUAUACGCCUUUCACGUGGAGAGGGAAAAGGCCCGUGAUCCCAGUUACUCGGCGAUGUGCGACCUGAGCAGCUCGGUCAGCUGCUCCAAAGUGUUCAGCUCAAGGUGGGGCCGUGGUUUUGGACUGUUGGGUUCCAUUUUUGGAAACGAUAGUGCACUGAACCAACCAAACAGUGUCUACGGGGUGGUCUUUUAUGCUUUUCAGCUCUUACUAGGACUAACUGUGAGUGCAAUGGCCGCCCUGUUUCUCAUGACGACCUCCAUCCUGUCGGUGAUGGGCUCCCUCUACUUGGGCUACAUCCUCUACUUUGUCCUAAAGGACUUCUGUGUCAUCUGCAUUACCACAUACGCCCUGAACUUCAUUCUCUUUAUUCUCAACUAUAAGCGACUAGUUUACUUGAAUGAGGCCUGGAAGCAGCAGCUCCAGACGAAGCAGGACUAAGCUGUGGAAAAACGGCAAGAAAACAUAACACAAAAAUUGAGACAAAAAAGAAAUGUGACCUCUGAACAUUUGACUUGCCACCAGGAGACCUUGCUUCCAAAUGUUUAUUCUGCUGUGUGUUCAAACAAAAAAUGAAGAAAUUUAACUGGGCCUGACACCUCAAUGUUGAUUGCAAACGCUGAAGGAUUACAAAGUUUAAGAAUUCUGUCUUUUAAAAUUCCUUUCCCAUGGUUUAACGUUGUACUCUUGGACGGGAUGGCUAUGCAGCUGUGGGGGAAUCAUGUCAACCCGAGAAAAGCAGAGGCACAUUAAAGGAUCAAUGGAGGAUGGAUCUCACUGAACAAAAGGAUCACAAAAUGGAAGAAAGUGGGAUGUUGCGUUUAAAGGGGAGCACUUGAAAUGCUAAAACUGCACAGUGGGUCUACAUUAAAAGUAAGGAAGGAUUGGCAGGUCCCUGAUGUAGAGUUCAAUCAGUUAAACAGUUUUGCAAUUGUGUGGCAGGGUAUGGGGGACAAAACCAAUAACAUUAAAAGUAGGCUUUUUCAUGUUUACACUCAUAAUGAGGAGGACCACUAAACAACAAUGUGAUAUAUUGUCUUUAGAUCAUUUAGUUUUAUUUUGCAUUACUGUAAAUAGCUAAUGAGCAAUAUUCCAGCCUAGAUUGUACUUUGUCUAGUUGGCACAGAUGUUUAAAGGAUUACAAUCUGGACAAAAAAUACUCAAGUCAAUGGUAAGGCGAAAAAGCAACAGUACGUCUGUUAACCCGGUCAGGCAGUUCAAAAGUAGCGUAGACUUCAGCGUGGAUGUUGAUGGAGCCAGUGAAUAGAUUUCUGGUAUCGUUUGGCCAUGUGAAAACCAUUCCUGACCACCUCACAUGUGGGAUCUAAGACUUAUGUGCCUAAAGGAGUCAAAAACAGUUACUUUUUUAUUUCAGAGAUGCGGGUGAGGUGAGGGCAUGUCAUGUUAACACGUUUUAUUCCUUUUUGUCUGAGGUUUAAUUUUUUUGUCUUUGUAAAUGACACUACCAGUAAAGUGUUCCCUCCUUCCUAGCAGAGUAUAUGAGGUAGCAAAGGCUGCUACACUGUGAUUGUCUUCUAAACAGUGUCAUGGUGGCAGGGGCAUCUCCAAUAUUUAUGUCUUGCUUAUCUGGUUAGUCACUGUCAGAGCCUGCGUACAUGUGAUGGCAAUUGAACAGUUACAGUGAUCUUGUAUGGCUGGAGUUCAUUGUAGGAACAAAACUAAUGCAGCAUAUAACAGUUAAUAAAAAGGGUCUUAAUAAUAUUCAUACAAUGGUAUCCAGGUGGUUGUGAUGAGAUGAUGUCAUACUCCUAGAUGAGGGGCAAGAAGCAGUUUUUCUAAUAGAUUACAUUGUACUUCUACCAUGGAAUAUCCAAUAGGUAAAUACACAAAUGUUGAAGGAGAUCAUCUCUACUAGUAACGUGACCCUAGUACUUGCUAAUAACAAAAUAUAAUAAUUUUAACAAAAUCCAUUUUGGCUGACCCCGAUCUGUAUUAAACAUUACAUUAUAGAAUGAUCUUAUCUGAAACCCAGCAAUAGCAAUGCCAGAAGCCAACAGUAUUUAAAAUAUUUGGUGCAAAUUGCAUAAUAAAGUUUUACUCUAUCAGAUAUAUGGUUUAGUUAUUGGACAGCCCCUGAGUCUCACGUAAACUGCACCCAAUGUGGUUCAGAACAGUGCAGACAUGUCACCUCUUGUCACAAUACCCAUAACUCUUCUUACAGAAGAGUUCUGUUUUUUGCAUAUUGUUGGUGAAUAGCUUCCUUUAAUUACUAGUAAAUGUAUAGAAACUGACUGUAUGACCACUGUUGUUGCCAUUUACUAUGAACCUGAAUAUUAUAAUACAAAGACAGACCAUUUCUGUAUAUCUUUGGUCCAACAUUGAGAAUAUGACCUCAACUUGUUUUAUCUUAAAGCAAUAUUUGCAAAUAUGCUGCUACAUGAGUGAACCCUGACCAAAAAGUACUGCAGCUCACUCCAAGGCUAAAGCAACUGAAUCUGUACCACAAUAUAUAGAACCUGGUCAAUUAACACAUGGUAUUUAUGUGAUUGUAUUUGUAUGAUGAUUUGGGGGUUGCAUUAUGUUUUGGCUCUUCCUAAAACGGUUUAGCUGGUCAAGCAUUACAAUAAGACUGUGUUUUUGUGUUUUCCUAAAGAAAACAGGUCAUCUGUAGACUUGUCUAAACUAGUCUAGAAGAUGAUGGGACCUUCUGUUUUUUGUCUGUUCUACCACCUCACAUGUGUGCAGGAGAUGAAGUCUGAAGGUUCAAACUGGUACAAAAAUCAUUUAUGUCUAAAUAUAUGUUAAAAUACUGAGCACUGGAGCUUCUUUAACAUCUGUCAGACCCUGAGGUAUAACUGCCAUGUUAACUGCAUCACCAAUGCCAACAAAAGUGCCUUCUGUGGGAUCACUAGGCCUUGAGCCAAAGACGAGCAACAGAGCCUUGUAAAAUAAUGAAUGGUUACUGCAAUAGGCCCAUUGCCUUCUCAAAAUUUACUGAUGAAUUUGUCAUUCCCAACAAGUCAAUAAGUGAUAUUAAUGUACAACCAGUCCAAAAAUUGCCAGAUGCCCUGUCAAAUAAGGCUGUUUUCCACAUUGUAAACUUUUUUUUUUGUCUAGCUAGGACAUGUUUGUUAGCAAAGAUACACUCUGUACCAGUUUCAAGAUUGUAAUGUUCUUUUUCAUCAUUAAUUAUGCCCUUUAGCUGUAUAGACUGUUAAUGUUGGGUUAUUUUAGUUAAAAAAAAAAACAAGAGUUUGGGGGGCUUGGAAUCCAUGUGUCAGCAUAGACCAUUAAUUAAAUUUCUUUGUGGAGAAAACUUGGUUUGCUUCUGUAUUGCCAAAUAUGUUUUAAAAUGCUGUAUUUUCUUAAACGGAAAAGUGUUACUGGAACUAAAAGAGGGGACAACAAGGAAAGCAGCUCUAAUCAACUGAAACAGUAAAGAGGUGGCAUUUUUAAUUGUCAUUGUCACAUGGAAAUAACCUACCAUUAAAACAUUCCCUCUGAAA